Messenger RNA from Calliphora vicina (urban bluebottle blowfly), 3617 nucleotides. RefSeq lists its product as uncharacterized. Lineage: Eukaryota; Metazoa; Arthropoda; Insecta; Diptera; Calliphoridae. Gene Ontology annotation, molecular function: phosphatidylinositol-3,4-bisphosphate binding; phosphatidylinositol-5-phosphate binding; phosphatidylinositol-4-phosphate binding. The transcript is spliced from 9 exons. The record is from RefSeq and is a predicted model, not a curated record. The coding region runs from base 64 to 3549 and encodes 1161 amino acids.
UCAACACUUCUUCCCAGCCAGCCACAGUACACGUAGUCGCAUUCUGCAUGCAGUGGUCACAUUAUGGAAGAAGAUGUUUUAAACGCUUUACAAACUCGCACGGCCUAUUUACCCGGUAGUUUUGAUCGUGAUGGCAAAAUAAUAUUUAUUGUCAGCAUAAUCAAUGAUCUGCAGAGUUGGCAGCGCAAAUGUUUGGAAUUAUCUAUAACGUAUUUAAAACGUUCAUUAAGUGAUGUCAUUUUACAAAAGGGUGUAACCAUUAUUGUGGAUGCCCAAAAGACCACUGCCCGAAUAAAUCGUCAUCAUGCACGAUUCAUUUACAAUUUGUUUGAAGGUCUAACAGUCAAUUUAUAUCUAGUCAAAUCGGAAGGAUUUUGGGAGAAACAUGUGGAAACCUGUACAAAAUCUCAAACAAAAGGAGAGCCUAUAGUUUUAUCUAGAUCUCGCUUAAUGAAAUAUUUCGAUUUAACCAGUUUACCGGAAGAAUUGGGCGGCAACCUACAGUACAAUUAUGAUUUAUGGCUGCAGCAAAGAAAGUCCAUUGAUGAGUUUGUUAAAUUUUAUGACAAUUGUUUGGCAGCCAUGGAAAGUUUACAAAAAUUACUGCACAGUAAUAAAUCAAUACGGGCAACGGAAGCGGAUGCAGAGCUAAAGAAAAACUCACAAAUGCAUGCGACAGUGCAGUGCAGCAUUGAGACGGUUAUAGAAAUGGGCAAUCGCAUCUUAACACGUUUCAAUGAAGUCUAUGCGCCAACACCGCCCGUAAACAACAAUAGCAAAAACAAUUUCAAUGCAACCGCACACAAAACAAAUACAACAACGAUUGCAGCAGCUACAACAGCAACAACAAAUGACCAUGAUGUUCAUACACCUGUUGCAACCGCAAAUGGUUUGAUUAAACGCACUUUACCGCCAGACUUGAAUUGUGAACGGGCACGUAUUGAGAUGCGUUUAAAUGAAAUUGAGAAGCGGCAAACAGAUUUGCGCACAGCCUGGCUGGAACUCAUACAGACGGUAAGAGAGGCUAGAGAACUGGCCACCCUGGAAGAAGGGGUGGCCUUUGUUACCAAUUGGAUUCUGAAUACGGCAGAACAAAUGCUAAACCGUCAAACGGCCAUUGGCUGUGAUGUGAAGAACUGUGAAAACCUACGUUCAGCUCAUGACAAUUUCGAAUUGGAAUGUCGUGAAACAUAUGGUUUCUAUGCGGAGCUGUUGUACAAAAUAGAAACCUACAUUGGAUCGAAAGAGAGUUCGGCGUAUAGGGACCUGCUAUCGCAAAAAGAAUUCAUGCAGUUUGUGUGUCGUUCGUUUGCAACACGUCUGGAGAGAAGACGUAACAUAUUAAUUACUUCAUUGAGGUUUUAUCGGCUGGUAACAGAAUAUUUUGAUAAAACCACAGAGGUAUUUGAAUCGCUAGUCAUGGGUGGUAGUGGUGGUGGCAAGAUGGAAGACUUUACAAAAGCAUCUGGCACAUUGCAAAAACUGAAAAGCAGUCAACUAAGUUUGGCCUCCAUGGAACGUGAACUAAUAAAGGAGGGUGAAAAACUCAGCGACAUACUGUCAAUGCCCGUUAAAGAUGCUCUUGGCCGUGACCUACACAUCGACUACAGCGAUGAUAUUUGCAGUGUGCGCGAAAUUUUAGAUACAACAUUGGCGCGCCGCAAAAUCUUUAGCGAUAGCGUGGAAUUGCAAAAACUCACCUUGGAACAGGUGACACACAUUUAUACGUAUGAGCAGGAUGCCUGCAUGGCGAUCAAAUGGUUGGAUGAUUUGUACAAUGUCAUGAUCAAGUGCCAUUCGCAUGUAGGUUGUAAUAUACACGAAAUACAGGUGCAAAAGGAUGAAUUGCAAACAUUUCAAGAAACCGGAAAGAGUAUCUUUAACUAUGGCUGCCAAUUGCUGGAGGCAUCACAAACUCUGCGCAGCACCUGCAAGCUGGAGGUAACAGAAGCAUUGAAAAUGCAACAGCAGUUGGAGAAAACAUGGCACAGCCUGCAGGCCAUAAGUCAAGAACAUAUGACACGUUUACGCGUCUCAGCGGUAUUUCAUCGCAGUGUCGAAGACUAUUGCCAGCAAUUAAUCGAACUUAGAAGAACCCUGCGCACCAUGUUGCAACAACAACAGGCCCAACUACGACAACAGCAACGCAGCAGUAGUAGUGGCAUAAGCAGUGAAUCCGAAUUCCAAGCACAAUCUCCCUCAUCUAAUAACGCAGAAUCAAGAACUCUUAACCGAUCAUUGCAGCAAAGACAUCAUCAGUUGCAGCAGCAGCCGCAACACAGCACGGUAGGUGGUGUUGGAGGUGAUCAUGAUGCAGCUGCUGCUGCUGCCUCUGAAAAGUCAUUAAAUGAACAACGUGAAUUGUUGCGCAAGUAUUUAAUGGAACGUGAAAAACUUUUGGUGGAAGUAGGUCGUAUGGUACGUUUGGGAAGGUUACUGAAAACACGUUUGAAAGAACCUUUCGUGUUGGAUGCUGCCACAGGCAAGAGCAUUGUGGUAGAGGAUAUUCCCUCGGAGAUUACUACACCCAGUCCCACUGUCACGGACAGCACUAUAUCGGGUGGUAGCAGUAAUAACAGCACUUUGGAUUCUUCCUCGUUGCAUGAAGUUCAGGAUCCCAGCAAAAUUAUUGUCAAUCCCAUUGAUAAUAAUGGUUUGGCCUGCAAUGCCAUCACCAAUAAACUAAGCGAUAUAGCUGAAGUGGCCGAAUCAUUGGACGCUGUCAUAAGAGAUGUUCAAGAAAAUGUUCAAACAGUUGAGGUUGAAUCGAAUCCCAGUCCGAGUGAUAAGAAACUGGGCACGCUGAGUAGUGAGGAUUGGCACUCCCGCUCCACUGAAGAUGAUUCCUUUGCUACAGCCUCCGAGGGCAACUUUACACCCCACUCACUCUCCUCGGCAUCCUUUCAAACGGCAUCGGGUAGAACAUCUUCCUACAUAAGUUGUGAUAAAAACUCUUUCGAUGCCAGUGAAGCUGACGACUCGACAUAUGCUUUCGAAAUGCCCGAAUUAACCUCUCCCCUAAACAUGUCGUUUGAGGGAUCCGAACAAAGUUAUCGCUCAGCACAGCCACUCAAUGGUGAGGCGACAUCGCACGACAAUGAGAAAACACCCACCAAAUUAUCAGAAAAUGGUAGUCAAAGCGCUCAUACCCUAGAGGAAGAUCAAAGCAGUAUAGCUGAUAUUGAGGAGUUGCAUAGUGAAAGUGUAACACCAACACCGGACCAACAUUACGAUGGCUAUCAUGUGGAUAGUAUACCCAUUGAAUCGGAAACUGAAUUGGAAGUAGCGGGUAUAGCGGAUGCUCCCUCUUUGGAAAUUCUAACGGAACACACAGCAAUGCCAUUGUCCAGAACACCCGAGGUGAGCGCCUCAACCUCAAAUGCUUGUUCGAAUCAAAAUCCCUUAACAACACAAAUGAGUGUGACUGAGGCCAGAGAUUCGAAUGAUCAGCAAGAUCAGCAACAAAAUACUAAUAAACCAAAUGCAGCAUGGCGGCGCAGUAAAUAUUAUGAGAAUAUAACCAAGCAAACAAUUAAGGGAUUUUUAUAAAUUUAUGGAAUUUGAUUUUCAAUUUUGUAAAUUUUAGAAAUUUUUAAAGCUUUUUUUUGUUGGCAAAA